Engraulis encrasicolus (European anchovy) is the source of this 872-nucleotide messenger RNA. Its product is annotated as heat shock protein 30-like. The record is from RefSeq and is a predicted model, not a curated record. Bases 53 to 868 code for a protein of 271 amino acids. Lineage: Eukaryota; Metazoa; Chordata; Actinopteri; Clupeiformes; Engraulidae. Gene Ontology annotation, biological process: protein refolding; response to heat. The transcript has a single exon. Gene Ontology annotation, cellular component: cytoplasm; nucleus.
GUGUUCUCUAUUGACUUGUGCUGUCCGAAUUGGGAGUGUCACCUCCAUUCUAAUGUUCUACCUCUGGCAUUGCCCGGAACACUCAGGAACUUCCUGGAACUUCAGGAGGCUCCAACUGCAUAUAAAGCAGAGAGCUCACUGUGCUGAAGCAGAACACAGGAGACAAGGCUACACUAAGAGAAGUCAUCACAGCGAGAACUACCAACUCUCACUGAAGAUGUUGAGCCUGCAUGGAUUCCAGCCCUCCCGGCUCAGUCCCUUUGUGGACUUCUGCUGGCCCACGCGCAGUCUCUGGCCACAGGUGCGACCCCUGCUGGACAUCCACAGACAUCUCAUGCUGAGGAACAUCGAGGAGAUGAGGAGCAGUUUGGAGCUCCUUCAGAAUCAGAAUCAGAAUCUUCAGAAAGAAAUAUUACAAGAAAUUCACCAGACCCCUGCCUCAGAAGAAAAUAAUUUACUUCAGUGUCAAUUGGAGAAGAAAGGAGAUGGUUUUGCUUUGACUGUGGACACCAAAGACUUUUCUGCUGAAGAGCUUUCAGUCGAGCAGGUGGACAACAAACUACAGGUGAGCGGUAAGACUGAGAAGAGACAGGAAGAUGGAAAAGGCUCCUUCUCCUACAGGGUCAAGGCAUUCAGGAUGGAGAUUCAACUGCCAGAGGGGGUGAACCCAGAGGCUGUGACCUGCUCUUGGGCUGAGGGGAAGCUUCACAUUCAAGCACCUGGACAAGAGACACCGGCUGCCACCUUUGAGAGGGUUGCGCCUGUCAACUGCCCCACAGCAGAAUGCACAGAACAGUCAGAGGAGAUGACAAAAGGGGACGAUGCCACAGAUGCAGCCGAUGAGAUUCAGCAGCAAGAAAAGUGCUGAAAAA